Trypanosoma theileri is the source of this 450-nucleotide messenger RNA. RefSeq lists its product as uncharacterized. The record is from RefSeq and is a predicted model, not a curated record. Lineage: Eukaryota; Euglenozoa; Kinetoplastea; Trypanosomatida; Trypanosomatidae. The transcript has a single exon. The annotation marks the transcript as partial.
AUGAACCAGAGUGAGUUCAACAGCGUAGAGGCGGAACUCCGCGAGAUUGAAGAGGAAUUCGCGUCUGGUCAAAUGAAUGCAUUUGGUACAGCCACCACAAAAGAGAAUUUUGUUCGUGAACUCCGCAAGAUUGCCGAUAUUGAAACUCAAGUCUUCUAUAAAGCCUGUGGUCUUCUCAGUGCGAGUUCAGCAGAGGAUUAUCUCAUGCGGGCGAUGAUGUUCACAGCCGCUGAACCACCAGGAACCCCCGGCAGUAAUAGUAGUAAUAACAAUACAGCUGGGAAUAAUAAUAGUAAUAAUAACAAUAAUACGGCUGGGAAUACCAGUGAAGAUGGAAGUACAAACACCGGCGCCGCUCGAACCACAAAAGUUGAAAAUGGCAACAGUAUCAAUAAUAACAACAACGCCAACAAGAGUAUGAAUAGCAAUAAUAACAAUAAUAAUAAUAAU